UUUAAUUUUGGAUGCUAAUCAUAACAUUUGCCGACGUCGAACAGCUGCAUUAGCGGCGAACACGAGCUCGAGGCUGCCCGCGGGAAUCUGUGGCUGGGCUUAUUGUAGCAGUGCGUUUAAAUUUCACUCUUGACAAUCGCGUCUCCAAGAUGAGGGACAUCAAUGCUGAUAGAAUGGCGACCUGAACUGGGACAACAACAAAAAAGAGCGAUCUUCACGACUUCUGCUUAUGGUCUGAUCGGCUGCGCAGAAAAUAGUAGCUGGCCGGAGCACCGUGCGCUGAGGUCUUGUGGGUGGAGAAAGCAUGUUCAAGAUCGAGUCCUAUGUGACUCCCCUGAUCCUCAGCUAUGUCAGCAAGUACGUCAAGAAUAUACGCCCCGAAGACUCGCAGCUGUCCUUGUGGGGAGGCGACGCGGUGUUCAGCAACCUCGACCUCCGGCUGGAAGCGCUGGAGCAGGAGCUGCGGCUGCCGUUCCGCCUCGUCAACGGCCACAUCCACGAGCUGCGGAUCCACGUACCGUGGACCAAGCUCACCUCGGAGCCCGUCGUGGUCACCAUCAACACAAUCGAGUGCGUGCUGCGUCUCGGCGAUGCCUCCUCGGCUGGCUCGAGCGCUUCCUCGUCGUCUGCUUCGUCCGCGGCCACCGCGUCUGCUCGCCUCCGGAGAGUCAGCUCGGCGCGUCUUUCCAGUGCGGAGGGCUCUUCGCAGUCCCUGGCCCAGCCUCCCAGUGGCUAUCUGAGUGGCCUGCUGCAGCGAGUGUUGCACAAUGUGACCAUUGUGCUCAACAACGUGAUCCUCAAGUAUGCCGAGGAAGACCUGGUGCUCUCUCUCAACAUCAAGUCCGUGGAACUGGCCUCGGCGGAUGCCGCUUGGCAGCCGGCUUUUGCCCAGCUCUGGGCGGAGGACCUCGUCCUGCGGAAGCUGAUCUCCAUGCAGGACGUCACUGUCUGCCUCGACAAGCGUGACGCCAGUGGCAAGAUCGAGGCAUACCAAGAGCCCCUUCUUUACCGCUGCUUCGUGGCGGGAAGGGUGCACAUGCCCUAUGACGGCGCCGGCAACCCUGUGGCAAUGCGCUGCCACCUGUCCUGCGAGCGGCUCGACCUGUCGCUGACGGACCAGCAGCUCCCUCUGUUCCUGCGUCUGCUCAAGCUCUGCCUGGCGCUCUACUAUGGCCGCCUCUCCUGCCCUCCUGGGGAGGAGCCGGCAGCGGCGGCCUCCUCGCAAGAACGCGCCGGUUCUCCCUCUUCCGCUUGGAUGCCGUCCGGAGCCUUUUCCGAGGGCGGAGCCACGGACGACCAGGACCAAGGGUGGGGCGCCUGGGCCUGGUCGAUGGUGCCCCAGAUCCUGCCCGCCUGGGAGGAGGAGCCAGGCAUGGAGGGCAGCCCGGGCGACGCCCAUCUGGGGGACGCCGCCCCCUGGCCCACCCUGUACCACCUGGGAUGCUACGUGGAGAAGAUGACCUGCAUCUUUAAGACGACGGCGGAGGAGUCUACGGGGAGGGGCACGCGACGGCAAAGUUCGGCGGGUCGUCCGCUGGUUCAGUUGGAGCUCCACGGUUCGUCCGCUGAGCUUGCGCUGCGAGGCGUGACCUGGGUUCACUUCCAAGCCGGGGUGACCGGUGCUGCCAUAUCUGGAUCAGAACGCUGUGCCUGUGGUUUCGAAGAGACGGCCCGCAGGGGUCGCCACAAGGGGUUGUCGACCUACCUCCGGGCGGGCGUGACGGCUGGCAGCCACACGUACAGCCACCUCACGGGCUCCCUGUUCGACCCCCUGGCCCCCGAGAACUCGGGGCUGCCAAGGGAGCCCGAGCCGGGGCUGGACGGCCACGUGGAGCGCCUGACAGAGCUCGCCAUGGCCGAGCGCUUUCCCGCCCUCUGCCUCGACUACCUCUACGAGCUGCAGGUCCCCGAGGACUGGGACGACUCGGAGGAGGCAGUGGAGAUCUCUGCUGCCUUCCUGGAGACAUCCAAUUGGGUGGAGCGCUCGCUGUGCCGUUCCGUGAUUGGUCCCUCCGUGGUGGACAUCACGAGCGGAGCUGUUCACCGAGUGCUGUGGCUUGUGGAGUGCGCCACAAGCGUGCCACAGCGACCUGCCUACGGACCGGAGGAGUUUGAGCCUGUGCACUUCCCGCUGCCCCUGCCCGACGAAGAACAGCUGGAACGCAUGUCUCAGUUUGCUCCGAGCCGUACCUACCGGCUCACGGUGCUCAAGCCCAGGGUUCGUCUGUGCCCCAGCACCCACUGCGCCGGCGACGCACCUCGCCAGCAAACUCUCCUUCGUAGGAGGUCUCUACGGGAAGAGUCGCCGGUGUCCGGGGGUGGGCCCAGCGCCCUUCCGGGCUCCUGCCUGCCCCUGCUGGAGCUGCAGGUAGAGUGCCUGGACGUCUCGGUGGGACGCCCCAUGUACCCGGGCAAGAUGACGACGCUGCUUGCCACCGACGAGGGCCGUCUGCCCGAGACCCUCAGGCAUCAGUGCUUCUCUCACCUCCAGGCCAAGCUGUUUGGCCUCUCGGUGGACCUGGCCUCUGCGUCGAGCAAGGCGGCCUCGCGACCCCCUGCCCGGGUGGUGCUGCUGGACCCGGCAUGGGCCACCUUUCGGUGCCAGUGGGUGCCGUGCCCGCCCCUGCUGGCCCAUGGGCCGGAGUCCCUGGCCCGUACCUGGGGCUGCCUGGAGGUGGGGCCCCUGCGACUCUCGGCCAGCAAGCAAAGGGCCAUGGCCGCCCUCGGAGUGGCCCUGUCUUGGCCCUGGGGGCCGGGAGUCGCUGCCACCCUGGGGGCCUCCUCUCUCGUCGGCAACCUUUCCGGCGAAGGGAGCCCGAUGAUACAGGUGUCCGUCGGCAGAGCAUCGUGGACCUUCUCCGAAGACGCCCACUCCACGACGCAUUCGGCCGACGUUGUCUCUAUCUCAGCAGUCCUUCACGACAAAGACAGGAGCACGGUCCUCGUGCAUGCCCCCGAGAACACGGCGCAGGCGGUGCACCUGGCGAGGCACGAGGGCGAUCCUGACAGGGACCUAAACCGCGCCGAAGAGUCUUGGAUCAGGGCAACAGCCAGGGUGCCACUGGACUGGACCAAAGAAGCAGAGACCGGAUUUGUGGUGGUCAAAGUUAAGGGUGUUGUGCUGGUGUGCGACCCUGCCCUGGUGACCUGGCUGGCACCCCUGCCCAUGAUCUUCCCCACGGGGUCAGAGUUCAGCCCGGGUCCCGUGCCUUUCUCGCCCACUGCGAGCGACGACGGUGGGCUGACCUUUUCCGACGAACGGUCCCAAGACCUUCCCAGAGAAGCACGUGGAUCGGCCAGCGGUAGCCAGAGGAGCGGGCCCAGCCUGACAAGUCCGCCAGUGGCUGUGGGGCUCCCCAAGAGGACCAACCCUGCGAGCAGCGAAGUCUCGCAGUGGAGCAACCCGGCAAGCAGUCCGAGCAACCUCGGAGUGCGUGGCUGGCUUCGAUCCGCCUACGCUCGCCUGAGGACGUUCUCCGUUCAGGUUGGGGUGGCCAACGUCUGCCUCCUGUUUCCAAAGUCGCCGCUCCUGCUGUCCUUCCCGAGGCAGGAGCUCGGCCCUCCCGACGCCAGCGUGCCGUGCGUGCUUCCAAGAUGGCGGCGCCACCUGAGGGAAGGGGCGGCGGGGAGCGUGGCAUGCCUGCUGCUUCCCGCUCUCAACGUGACGUCCACCGACCCCAAGUCGAAGCGGGGGCCAACGGCCGGUGGGACGGCCGAGCAUCACGAGAGCGAUCCCGGGGAGCGGUUUCCAUGGUGCGUGCGUCUAGGCUCGUGGGCGGCCUUCGAGGCCCACGGUGCGCACGUGCGCCAUGUCCUCAAGCCGGCCUCCCUGUCGUGCACCGUGGCGCUCACAUCGAGCCAGGGCCAGGACCGCCGCCUCUUGCAGCUGGGCCUCUGCAUCCAUGUGGACGUGGAGCCAUGCCACCUCAGCCUCUCAGCCAAACAGCUUGACAGCAUCCGCCAGACGGUGGUCCUGUUGGCCUCACUCCGACGCAGCUUUGGGGACACGCUGGGCUGGUACAGGCAAGCCAGUGCAGUUCCCAGUUCCGCAGAAUCGUUUGUUUCGAGCACCCUCGGGCACCGCUUCCCGGUUCCCAAGCUGGUGCCGAGCAGGAGCGUGAGCCUGACCGAGUCGUGCGACAAAGUGCCUGAAGUGCCCUCCGGCAGUGUGUCAGGAGCUCGGGACGAUGCCGGCGUUGGCCCGACGUUGUGGCUGCAGUGGACGUUGCCCAAGGUCGGGAUCAACCUGUUUGGAAGUGGUAGCGAGGGAUCAUCUGCCAAGGAUGUCUGGCUACAACUUGAGGCAGAGGAGGUGACAGCUUCGCUCGACGUGCAAGAAGUGUACUCCAAGGUCAAGCUCAAGAUGUCAACUUUCAACAUCAGCUGCUUCGAGAAAAGCUCUGUGGCGGCGUCCGACACCGCCUGGGAGCCCGGGCCCUACGAAGGCGUCGUGUUCAGUUGCUCGGAGAAGCUGAACCGACAGACCUCCGUCGGGAAGAGCGCCACCGCCGCGGCGCUGGGGCAGCAGCCCAAGCAGACGGACUUUCUGAACCUGACCUGGACCCGCGCCCUGUGCGCCCACGUCCGCAGGAACAUGCACAAGCCACGCAAGGACUUUACCCCGCUGACUGAGGUGGAGCGUCAGGCGGUCAAGCCCCGCUACCUCAGCGAGGUCGACCUGCGACUCGCCGCCUUCGACAUUGUCCUGCACACACGUGUCGCCGCCGUGGCCGCCGAGAUGGCGGCUCCACUGCACCGACUGACCGACCUGCUGCGAGUGCCGCUGGAGGCGUCUGCGCCUUCCAAGAGCGCCCCGAAGAGGCCCAAGGGCUGGGAGCUGAACAGCCGGGCCCUUCCCCUCGUCUACCUUGCCUCCGGAACGGUCCGCGUGUUCCUCCCCGUCGACGGCGGCGACGCCGAGAGGUGUGUUCAGAGCGGCCGUGGAGACGUGUGCCUGCUGCAAUGUGGUGCCACCUCGCUGAGCCCCCAGGUGGAGAACCCUCUGUGCCGUCGGGCCUUGCGGGAAGAUCUCUACUCGUGGGCGCAGGAGCAGGGGGUGCUCACGGCCGUGGGGUCCGACCUGGAAGACCGCCAGUACCAGCUACACCUGUCUGCAUUCUUCCUCUGUACCCUGAACUGGCAGGACCUGGUUGGACGGGGUGCUGCGGAUUCAUCAUUGCCAGGCGGCAGUGGCGCUCGUGGCGGCCCCGCCCAGCCCUGCACCACCCUGAUGGGAGAGAACCCGGCAUUUGAGUGGAACCGGCAGCCACGGGGUGCCUGUACUCUCCCCAGGGGGACCUCGGGGGCACCGGUGCCCUUGACCCCCGUGACCUCGUGCUGCGACCUUCACGUGACCUUGGCUCCCGCCAUGGUGUUUGCGGAGGUGGCUGCGGACGGAACUCAGCAAGAAGUCCUGGUGUGCGGACACUCGGUAGAGGCCAGCAUCCCCAGCGACCUCCACUGCCACUUGAGCCUCGACCAGCUUUCGCUGCUGCACCGCGUCCUGUCCCAGCUUUGGCACACCGGCACCUUGAUGGGCAAGUUUGCGUCCUCUUCAGCAGCCGGCGCUUCCGCUGAACGCGGCGCCUUCGCCGGACCUCGCGCCACCCCCGACUUCCGCGACAGCGGCCUCGAGAGCGACCUCUCGGAGGCUCCGGGGUCGACGCAAGCGGAAGGAGCGUCACAAAGUCCACUGGACUUUGUGCCUUUUGACCUCCUCCUCACGGCCGCCACCAUCUCGCUUACUCUCGGACUGGUGGAAGUCGACGAGAGGCCGUUGAGCGGCGGGCAGCGGUCGCCGCCUUGUAGCGACGAGGAUGAUGUCGGUUACGACGCUUCGGAGGACUCGGACAGCCAUGUGGGCGAUGAUGCGGCCACAACCUUGAGGCACCGCCGUGGCUCAGGUGGCGCUCGAAUGGUGCCCCUGGCCCGGGUGGUGGUGCUGCAGCCCCACGCUUUCCUCUCCUGCUCGCCCUCAGAGCAGCGGGCCGAGAUGUCCUGCUUCGAUGUUCAAGUGGGCGGCGUUCCAUCGGGCUUCCGUGCCCCAGGCUUCAACCUGUCUGAGCUGGCGAGUCCUGGAACUUUUGUGGAGCCCUGGCUGGAGACACGGCCCGGAGAGCCCCACCCAAAGACUGGCAUCCCUCCCUCACUCUUCACCCUCUCUCUCCAGGGAUUCCUCCUUCCACAAGUGAGCCUCUGUGUGAAGGUGGGUCGCCCCCUGAGGGUAAACCUGGGUGCGUCGAAAGUGGACCAGGCUCUGCAGUUUGCCGAGUUGGCAGCCAGCCAGCUGAUGACAGCUCGAUCGUCGCGAGCGCCACCGCCUCAGACUGCGCCCACUCCUAGCCGCACUUCCUCGUACACUGAAGCAGAGACUCUGGAGGUUACAUCACUAAAACAGUGGAGGCUGUCUGCCAAGUUAGAGACGGAUCAACUGGUUCUGGUGCUGGACUUUCCCAUGGAUCUAUCCAACUUCAAGGCCACACUAGCUCUGGAAAGCCACACGUCUGAGAUUGAUGUGGAGUGUUCUCCUCUGGGCAUGCCUCUGGGCCUGCAGAGCAGGACGACGCUAGCCGCCCUGCAACUGUAUGCGACGUCAGGACAACGCCGGGUUUCCCUGGCCGGACCCUCGACCGUGUCCCUGUGCACGGACACCUUCUGGGAGCGGCUCUCGGUCCUGCCGGCGGCUCACUGCAUCCUCCGAGUGCACUGUGACGUGGUGCCCCUCCGUGCCGGUCCCACGCAGCUGCGGCUGUGUGCGGCGGCGGCGCAGCAUGCCGUGCAGCUGAUCGCGUCUGUUGCGGAACGCUUGGACCGUCUCAUACCUCGUGUCGACGGCAAUGACGUCCAAAAACCAGCGGAAACGUCUAAGGAUGCCCAACACGGCACAUCAUGGUUGGACGACCUGCGCAACGGAAGCUUCCAGUACAUUCAGGAUGAUGGAAUUCCAAACCCCAACGAAAUUGUGUUCAGACGUCCCCUCAGAAGCGGGGAGCCCGGCGUGAUGACCUGGCGCUAUCCCGAGCCCCGGAUCCUGACGCGGGUGGAUGUCUACCCUGUUCCUUUCUCUUCCACUGGGAUGCAGAAUGGUUCUGUGCCACCCCAGCUGCAGUGCGACCUGCAAUACUGGGAGCCUUGCCAAGAGCAGUUUGUGACCUACCAGCAGUUUGAACUGUCUGAGAGCGAGCCUCAUUCCCUAGACCUGCCCUCGCUGGCGUUUUGCAGUCAGGACCAGCCGCCGCCCGUGGUGGUGGCAGACACUUGGCGGGUGGUCAUUCUGGCCGCCGAGCACCCUGCGUCUCGGCAUGCCGAGGAAGGGCCGACGUCGGCCGCCACCGCCAUGUCCCCGCUGGCCCUGGCAGCCUGCAUGCGGGUUGACUCGCACUUUGACCCCGGGCUGGUGCCGCGGCUACGGGCGAGCCUCUCUGUGGACACCUGCCUUCUCGUCCUCGAUGUCCCUUCUGCACCGGCAGCAGCCCCGCCGGGGCUCUGGCCCUUUGAACUGGAUGAGUCGAGCACUCCAGGGGACCUGGACUUUGCUGAGGUUUCUCUGAACCAGCUCUGCCUCUCCUACACUGGCUGGCAGCACAGGACAAACCUAGGGGUCAGCGGUCGAGUUUCUUGCGACGUCACUGAGCUGCACCACUUGUCUCGCCUGACCGUCCUGGAUCCCGUGGACAUCCGGGCUACAGCCGUGGUCUGCCAGCCUCCCAAUGGGGACCUGGCGAUUGAAGCGGAUCUUGUCAUCGAGCCGUGCUACCUGAGGGUUAGCCAGUCUGUUGUGCACACCCUCUCCACGGCUGCUGCCUUCUGGGAUAAAGACGCUGGAGUGAGCAUCCCACUCAGCUACAUUGCCGUCUGCAACGACACGCAAGACGUCGUCUGCUUUGGACAGGUGGGAACCAGCGAAAGGAUCGUCCUUCAGCCUGGCCACAUGCACACUUACACCUGGAAAAGUCGCAAGGCCCCUUUGCAGCUGCGUCUCUCGACCGAGGGUCAGCACUGGAAGUGGAGCAGUCCCUUCUCCCUGUCGAGCGGUGGAGAGGUCGCCAUGGAGGUGGCAUCCGGGUCGUCUUCUACCACCUUUCUGGUCAGGACUCGCUGUGGCCAUGGGAUUGAAUCACAGGUGAUCAUCUCCGGUCAGGUGACGUUACGCUGCCAUCUGCUGAGGGGUCUGCAAAUUCAGUUGAACCUCGCAGACCCAAACAGCAAGGAAGCCACGACGACGGCGCGUCCUCCCAAAAUGCGUUCCGUUCAAGUGGACCUCGGAGACGGACCCUCCAGGAGCCUUGUCCUCGAUCCGAAACGGAUCUACUCUUUUCACGUGUGCAGAGCAGAUCCAGUGGGGCCCAGCCAAACCGGACUGAGCGUCGCGACGACUUGGUCAAACGAGGUUGAGCUGCAGUCACGGUUCUCGAAGGACUGGGUUGAAAUAUUGGAGGUACCUCAGGACACUGGAGGCAAACUGCGGUUGUGGUGCUACUGUGUUUCGGGGCGCAUCGGUUUGUCUGCCAACGUAUUGGUGCUGGCGUUUGUGCCGCUGCACGUCCUGCGCAGCCACCUGCCCUGCAGCCUGCUGGUGCACCUGCAUCGGGGACCCCGGAAAGAGGAGGAGGAGGAGGGGAGGGCGGUGAGGGGCACAUUGUCCGUGCCCGGCCGGGGUCAGGACAGCCCCCUCCUCGUGGACCCCGUCCCCACAAGCCUCACCUUCCAACUGGGACCAGGCAUGAGGGUGUCCUCCCCUGCCCUCCAGCUGCAACCUCCGACGCUCGAUCACGAGACGUUGGUGGCAGACUCUGCCCGUAUUCUGGAGCAGCUGCGGGACCCCCAGUGGCCCCCCGGGUCACCAUACUGCAUUAAGUGGCCCUAUCACGACCCCCAACGCAUGGUCGAGGUGGACCACCUCGCGGAGAAAGGAGCGCUGCUACCGCAACUCUGCACUCCAUCAAGCUCAAGUCCCGAGCACCCUCAGGAGAUGCCCGAAACGGAGCUGCGGGUCAGCCAGUACCAGGACUUCCCGUUUGCGGGGACGGUGCUGGUGGACAUCAAGCCUUGGGCCCUGGUGGUUAACUGCACUGGGCAAGAGUUGCGCCUGGUCGCCGGCGACCACGGCGUCUGGACGCUCGCCGAGGGACAAGUGUUUGCACCACCUGCGCUUUACGAGCCAUUCUACUUGGGACUCGAGGACGGAGGCGACCUUCACUGCAGCAGUCGACCCCUUGUGGUGGACCGGGCUUACCUCCUCCAGAGGAAGGAAUCUCCACAAGCUCCACUUGACAGUGCAGAGCAGUUGCUGGUCGGAAAGCCGAUUCCGGUCUGCAUCCCUUUUCGGCGUACCGGCUCUUCGUCGAGGCUGGCCUGUCGUCUGGUGGCACUGGCCAGCGACUUCGAAGGCUGCUUGGUGGUGACGCUGCGAUCGGCCGUCUGCCUCACCAACCAGACGCCACUCCCGCUGACCGCCGCCGGGUUCGUCAUGGCCGCUGACCCGCCCUACGUCGAGCUCUGGACUGGAUCCAAAGAAAUGGCGGAGCAGUGCCGCCUGCAGCCUGGAGAUCGGCACGGCCGAGACACGGUGCCGCUCCUUUUCUGGAACGGCGACGACGAAGCCGACGACGGGGACACGGGGCGCUUGUACCUGAGCCUCGCUUUGGCCGGCGACGACCAGGAAACGUUGGGCAGUUGCGGCAGCCCAUGGAGCUUUCCCGUCGGCUUGGACAGCACCGCAUCGGACGUACGCCGCACCACGUCGGCUCCCAGGGUGGCCGGGGCACUGCAUACCACGGUGCCGCUCGUGGUCACGUGUCACACGAGGAGUGGCACCAUCUAUGCGGUGGUUGCACGCGACGCCAACCCGCUCCUGCACAUCUCCAAUGCCACGUCCGCCACGUUGGCGUUUGCGGAGAGCGGAGAGGCGACCGAGGGAACGCGAGGGUCCCUGAUGCUGUGGUCGGUGCCUCCGGGCUGCUCGGUGCACUUCACGCCGCCGAGCCUGUCGGCCCACUGCAGCGGGACGGCCCCAGGGUCCGAGCGGGCGACCCCGCAACUGCUGCUGGCCUGCGUGAGGGAGGGCGGGAGCCCACUCAUGUCCUGGAGCAGUCCUGUGGCUUGCGUGGACGUCGCCAACCAGUUUGUUCGCAUCCCCAACCUCGGAGAUGUCAGGGUCUCUGCCCACAGGGUUUGCCAGACCACCCACCUCCUGGUGCAAGUGGUAAGCCGGGCCGAAGUCUCCGCGAAGGAAAUCCGCAGCCGCAUCGGCGAAUCAGGACCCGUGAUGGAAGUGGAGCUGCGAGGUUCACCCGAUGAUAUGGCGCUUGGUGGCCAGACUGACCAAUCACUCCCGGUGACACGGUCCUCCCCACCACGGGUCCUCCAGGAAGACCUCCCCGCCGUCUCGCCUUUGGGUCGCUCCCUUCGCUUCGCAUCCCUGUCCAUCGCCAAACUCUGUCUUAUCAUCUGCGACGAGAGCGAUGACUACCGCACGAGCGACCCCCGAGACCAUCGACCCACCGAACUAAUCCGCCUCAGCUUAGACUCCCUCUCCUGUGUGGUCCGCCCCCGUGCAACGCACGUAACUCCCCACCACCCACCGCGAACCACAGGGGCGGCAACGGCAGCCAGCGUUGUCUACGAUCUGUUCGCGUUUGUGGGCGGUCUCCAACUUGACAACCAAUUGGCCGGCGGCGAGGUCUCGGAUGAGGUCUUCGACUUCCCGGUCGUUUUGGUACCGCAGGAAGACUCGGCACCCACGCAGGGCUGCCAGGACGCGGUGGCGUCUGUGACGCUCUCGCUGGAACUGCACCCCGGCGGACGCGCCGCGGUCGACUCGCUCGUGGUCAAGCUCCGCCCCCUCUCCCUUUUCGUCGAAGACACCCUCCUCUACAGGGUGGCACGGAUGGCCAGCUUCCUUCGCCCAGUGUGGUGCCACGUGCCAAUCGCGGCCAACACAGGCGACCGGCAGCUGUCGGCGGAGGUGGCGGAGUCGUCGCUGGCGCUGGUGCGGACAGUGCCCGUGAGGGAGCUGGUGCUGGAGCCACUGAUGGUGCGCUUGAGUGUGCACGCAUCGCUGAAGCUGUUCCUGUCGCUCAACGGGACACCGCUGAGCUUUGCACGGUUCAGCCGGACUAACCUGGUGACAGGGUGCUACCAGCUUGGGCAGCUGCUGACGCGGCACUAUGUCACAGGGGCCUUGUUCCGAGCAGGCUGGGUGGUGGGCUCCCUGGACCUGCUGGGCAACCCGACUGGCCUGGUGCGGGCGCUGGGCUCGGGGGUCUCUGCCCUGGUGGUGCUACCCUACCGGGGCUUGGUGCAGGGCCGCCCCUGGGCCUUCCUCAUGGGCGUCUCGCACGGCACCUCCACCAUGCUGCGACACAUCUCCUCCGGUGCCCUGAGCUCAGUGACCCAGCUGGCUACGAGCGUGUCACGGAACUUGGACCGCCUCUCUUUGGAUCCGGAGCACCUGGCCUGGAAAGAGUCGCUCCGCACCGGACCUUCCGCCGGUCUUGGGCAAGGACUCUCCACUCUGGGCAUCAGUCUCCUGGGUGCAGUGGCAGGUAUUGUGGACCAUCCGAUGCAGGCGUUGAUUCAUGAAGAGAGCCGUGGCCCCACGGGCUUUGUCAAGGGCCUGGGUCGCGGUCUGGUGGGCGCUGUUGCCAAGCCCAUCAGUGGUGCGGCUGAACUGGUGGCCCAAACUGGCAAAGGCAUUCUGCAGGGCACUGGGUGGGGCGAGUGUUCCAGGAGGCGGCACCAAGCCCAGCCGUACCAGGACGGUCCUAGCUCGGAGGCACGACUCAGGGCCUCGCUGUCGGGUCAGGAACUGUUGCUGGCACUGCGAGUGGAGCUCCUGCAGGACGGAAACGCGAGCCAGCCAUUCGUGCUUGUUCUCACCUGGCAGUGCCUGUUCCUCCUGAGUGAAGCGGAUGGUGUCGUGGAGCGUUGCUUUCCCCUGCUGGAGCUGAGCUGUACGGGGUCGCCUGUCGACCCCUCCAGAGUUGCUCUCGACCUUGAGCCACCGCAGUCCGGGAUGCAGCACGACAGGGCAAGCGCCUUCUCCCUCUUGUUUCGUGCAUCGUUCGGGCAGCAUUAGAAAGUUUCAGCAUAGUGUUAACAGCACACUGUUUCCCUUACUGCUCUGCCAGAACUAGGUCUGAAGCGUAACCAACUGUCAUCUUGUACCAC
Molecule: messenger RNA, 12171 nt
Organism: Ixodes scapularis (black-legged tick)
Lineage: Eukaryota; Metazoa; Arthropoda; Arachnida; Ixodida; Ixodidae
Gene: Vps13B
Product: vacuolar protein sorting-associated protein 13B
Exons: 56
Coding region: 305-12079 (3924 amino acids)
Source: RefSeq, a predicted model, not a curated record